Diorhabda carinulata is the source of this 657-nucleotide messenger RNA. RefSeq names its product peroxidase-like. The record is from RefSeq and is a predicted model, not a curated record. Gene Ontology annotation, molecular function: peroxidase activity; heme binding. Gene Ontology annotation, biological process: response to oxidative stress. NCBI's taxonomy places the organism in Eukaryota, Metazoa, Arthropoda, Insecta, Coleoptera, Chrysomelidae. The transcript has 3 exons. Bases 1 to 627 code for a protein of 208 amino acids.
AUGACAAAUUUUACAUACACGGAUGUAUUGAAAUAUGUGUUGGACCUUCCAGCGCAGGAUAUUUGGAGAUCAAGAUGGGCAGGUAUUCCGUCUUAUAACGAUAUAAGAUCUGAAUGUGGUUUGAUCAGAGCAACUGAUUUCGAUGAAUUUAGCGACGCGAUUGAUCCACAGAAUAUAGAAAAACUGAAGUCGGUAUAUCGGAAUGUCGAUGAUGUAGAUUUGUACGUCGGUGGACUUUUGGAAAGAAACUAUCCGGGGGCAAAAGUCGGUACAACUUUUUUUUGGAUCUUUAUACAACAAUUGCUGCGUUUCCGACAAUGCGAUCGGUUCUGGUACGAGCAUCCCGAAGCGGGAUUCACGAAAAUACAGUUAAAAAUAAUUAAAGGGGUGACUUUAUCUAGUAUUAUGUGCGAAACUGGUAAUAAUAUCCAGUCCAUGCAAGUAGAAGCUUUGCAACCACCAAAAGGAAUAAAUUUCCCGAUCAACUGUCAGUUUAUACAGAAAUUGGACUUUUCUAGAUGGUUGGAAACGACUUAUGAAGACACCACUUUCGAAUACACUACUUAUGAAGAGUUUACUCAUGAAAGUUUUUAUGAAAUUACUGAAACCUAUGAAAUAUAUUCAUAGAAUGGCUAUUGGAAAAUUAAUGAAAUAAAA